UCAACGUAGAACGCCACUCCUGGAAAUGCGAAACAAAAUGCUGCAUUAAAUAACUUUCAGCUUCGGUCGCAGAACAGAAAAGAGGAUGGAAAAAGGAGASGAUCCGUAUCAAAUUCUGGGGUUGUCCAGAUCCGACGUCGCCCUUGAUCCAUCAUGUAUCAAAAAGAAUUUUCGACAAUUAGCUCGCAUCCAUCAUCCAGACAAGAACCGUGGCGAAGACAGUCGCAUUGCGGCUAGGACGUUUGCAAARAUAAACCACGCCUAUGAAGUUCUUCGAGACGACGAAUCCCGGAGGAGUUAUGAUCUAUCUCAGCUUCAUUCUAAACAAGGAUACGACCCCAACGGCCCGAGAUACUAUGACCAGAAUCAGAACAAGAGCAACCAUGCAAAGUUCGAUGGCAAGAACCACACAGCUUCGAAUACAAAAAAGUUUUCAGAUUCGACAAGGAGGAGUACGUGUUCUCCCGUAAAACCGCAAACACAAUUCCAAACGUUAGAUAGGAGCAACACGUCUGGCUUUAGAAUCGCCUCAGUUACUCAAGUCGACAAGGUUUCCGGAGUAACCAAAAGAAUUAAUUUUAAAACAGCUUCGGAUGGAACAAAAACGAUAGAUAUCAAAUCAUCCGACAGGACGGGAUCUUCUUAUUUUGUUCCUCGUCUCACUGAAGAGAAGCGCCAACAACUCUACAAACUCUUUCAGGACAACUUUGGAACAGAAAAGGCAAAUGAAUAUUUUAACGGCAAAGAAAUCGAAUGCCAUAGUGCCAAUAGAGGUCCUCGCCAGAAACAUAAGUCGACGAAGUCAAAACCAGUUCUGAUAAGGAAAAAGGAUACCGAGAGGAGCAGAACGGAAAAACUGUUUGCACCCAGUAGCCCAAGAACGGUUUCUGUAGCUUUCGAUGGUAAUGCAGCGCACACAUUUCAAACGGAAGAAGAAAAGAAAAAGAAUAGGGUACACUUAUCUGGUGCAAACAAGAGAGUUAUGUCGACGACUAAGAAAUACAGUUGUAUUGGCCCCGGCAAUAUCGACUUCCUUGAAAAAUAUGAGGGAAACAUUCAAAGCAUAUCAACGAAAGAACGAGUCGUCGUCAAUCCGAAUUCAAAACACAAAGAAGUUUUGGUCGAAAUCACUGUAACCAUGUUUGAUGGAUCUUCUGAAACGCACAAGGAACGACGUCGAGUCCGCUAGAAAAGCCCGAGGAUGAAGUGUCUAAUAUUAUGUUCUAUUCAGAUUGAUUCCAUUCCUUCCUUAGUGAAACUACUAAUGGUCACUUCUUCAUUCUACGAUACAUCCAACAUUCCUCGUGUCUGUUUCAAAUUCCUCUCCCCUCUUGCCAACUCUCUGCCACAAAUUGACAACUUUUCUACUACUAGUGCCAUUUUUUUCACAGUUUAGCAAUUCUAUCUAAUUGGAAAAGAAAAUCUCAUUGCAUGU
Messenger RNA from Pseudo-nitzschia multistriata, 1435 nucleotides. The record is from the annotation of a GenBank genome assembly. NCBI's taxonomy places the organism in Eukaryota, Bacillariophyta, Bacillariophyceae, Bacillariales, Bacillariaceae.